Chlamydomonas reinhardtii is the source of this 5917-nucleotide messenger RNA. RefSeq lists its product as uncharacterized. The transcript has 6 exons. The record is from RefSeq and is a predicted model, not a curated record. Lineage: Eukaryota; Viridiplantae; Chlorophyta; Chlorophyceae; Chlamydomonadales; Chlamydomonadaceae. Gene Ontology annotation, cellular component: nucleus. Bases 418 to 4599 code for a protein of 1393 amino acids. Gene Ontology annotation, molecular function: transcription cis-regulatory region binding. Gene Ontology annotation, biological process: regulation of transcription by RNA polymerase II.
GCAUACUUGGCCGCCUUCUGAAGCACAGUUGCACUGUACCCCAAAAACUGUUAGCGCGAGCUGCACGACAUCCUGCUGAGGAGUGGCCUGAUGACAGAAAAAUAGCUGCGCUUCAUAUCUAUUGUCAUGGCGAGCCUGACCAGCGCCGGGCCGACGGGCUUGUUGAGUCCGCUCGUUCCGUUUGGCGUUCUCGCCCUCACGCUAGUGGCUCUAGCCACUGUGGCAAUAUAUUUCCAGAUUAUGAAAGGUGGCCGUCCCAACGAGUCACGGCAGCACGCGGCUCCAGGACAAGCGGACACCAUGCUUCGCGAGGCGUGUGGAGUUCGAGCCUCGCGAAGCGAGGCGGAGGUCUUGGAGUAUAUCUCCAACGCGCCGACACAACCUACUCAAUCAUCAGUAAACGACGACUGCGUGGCAAUGCGUGACCAUGGGUUCGACUGGGGCUCCGACUCCGAGGAGUUCAGUCAGUUCACCACCUCGGAGCUGCUGCUGCGCUCGGGAGUGUCAGGAGACCUUGCGCCGGCCUCAGUUACCUCGGGGCCGCUAUCAUGCAGCGAGUCACCGCUCCUGCAGCACCGCCUUGCGCGGAGCUCUCUUCUCAGCAGUGCCUCCCUGCGGCCUCCGGACGAACCAAGCACACUCAGGCACCUGCCGCCUGGAGGUUCCCAACAACCAGCACCUGCACAGGGUGACAUGGGGGAGCUGACUGCUGCGGAGCUGACCCCAGGCGCAGACUGCACCUCCUCGCCCCUACCACUGGCGCCUGUUCCGCCGCCGUACACUUCCUUCAUUAGGUACCGGACCUGGUUCGCCGAGCUGCCUGGAUAUCAGCCCUCCCAGCUCACGCCCGGUUGGCAGGAGCGCUUGCGGCUCUUGCUGACUGCUCUCAACAGCAACGACACCGACAGCGCGUACAUGGCCGCCGCCGCCACCGCCGGCCACAGUGACGGCCCUGCUGUGGCGGGCGGCACCGAUGCGGCCGCUGGUGCAGAGGGGGCGGCAGAUGAGCAGCAGGAGCAGGAGCAGUACGGAAGCAACCGCGCGCUGCAUGAUCUCAUGCGCCGCCGUGACGAGGCCGUUGUGGCUGCGGCCGUCGCCGACGUCGCCGCGCGCGCGGGCUCGUCGCAAGGCCUGCGGGUGCGGAGGCGCGCGGCCGCCGCUCGGCUCGCUGCCGCUGCCGCUGCCGCUGCCGCCGCUGCUGACGACGGUAUCGGCGGUGGCGGUCGGGCGCCGCUACCUCGGUCGGUGCGCUUGGCGGGUGUGUAUGUGCGCGAGGGCUGCAUCGAGCUGCUGGUGGAGGAGGAGCUGCAGGACUGGCAGCGGGAAUGGGAGUGGGGCAGUGGGCUGUCGGCAGAGGCCGAGCCCGAUGCAGUCGAGGCGGCUAAGGAGUCGGAGGGGGUCCUGGCGGGUGCUGCGCCCCGGCGGCGGCUGCUGCCGCCGGACCCAGAGCUCCAGCUAGCGGUGGCAGCGGCGGCGGCGGAGGUGACGACGCCGUCGCCGCGGCUGCAGGCGGCAGGCAAGCAGCAAGACGGCAAGGGCGGCAGCACGAAAGCUGGAUGCUGGUGCGACAGCGGCGACGACAUUCCCGAAGCUGCCCCUGGUGGCAGGGGCAAUACCGUCGGCUCCUCUCCGGUGUUGGAUAUCAGCGGGUGGCUCGCGGCCGCGGCGGCGGCACCCAGCAGCAGCUACAGCCACAGUAGCGCCGGCGACCACAGCAGGAAUACGCACCGGAGCCACGGUAGUGUGGACAACACCGCCGAGAACGGCACGCCGCUGCGGCAGCUUGCUGGGUUCCCGGCGGACGCGGCGCCAGUGCCGCCGGCGGGCUUUGCGUUGGCUGCCGCAUCGCCAGCUGACGAUACGUAUGCGGACGACACCAAUGCGGACAGGCGGCCACCCGUGGCGCAGGCGCUGUCAGUGGCCGCACUGGCGCAGCGGGGCCGGGAGCGGGCGCGGCAGCAGGCAGCAGAGCAACCGGAGGGCCCCUUGGUGCUGCGGGGCCGCGUGGUAGGCUCGGCGGCUGGCGACACCGACCGCAUGCGCACGCUGGUGUCUGUGGGCGUCACCCGCGCAGCAGCGGGCGGCGCUAAUGGCGGCGGCGGCGGCGGCGCUGGAGGGGCUGGCGGGGCUGGUGGGGCUGGUGGGGCUGGUGGGGCUGGUGGGGCUGGCGGAGAGGCCGCGGUGGACGAGGCGGAGCUCAUUGCCGCCAUCGUGGCGGCACUGGUGGGCCAGCGCAACGAGGCCGACAGGCGGCGCCGGCAGCAGGAGGGGCAGCAGCAGGAGCAGCAGCAGGAGCAGCAGCAGGAGCAGCAGCAGGAGCAGCAGCAGGAGCAGCAGCAGGAGCAGCCUCUGCUGCGUGACCCGCUGGCGGCGGCGGCCAGCGCGGCGUCCCACACCACUGCCGGCGGGGCUGCGGAGGGUGCAGAGGCACAGCCGGUGGCGGUGGUGCCGCCGGCCGAGGCGGCCGCAUUGCUGGCGGGCUGCCCCUUGGGUUUGGUGACUGUUGUCCCUCGGGUGCUGCUGGUGCCGCCGCCGCCGCCGCCGCCGAUGCCAUCUCUCCUGGCCGGUCAGGUUCAGCAGUCGGCCGCUGACGCAGACGCCGGCCGGCUGCUGCUGCCCGGGCUGCAGACUGUUGCCACAGCACAGCUGCCUGCGCCACCUCUGCCGCCCCUUCCGCGCACGCGCGGCCUGCCCGUGCAGCCGCUGCGCCAGUGCCUGCGCCUUACCUGCUACCCGGUCCGCCGGCGCCCAGUCCAAGCCGCCGGCGCCGCUGCAGCCGCCGGCAGCAGCGCAACCGCCGCCGCCGCGGCGCUCGUGCCCGCCGAUGCAGCCGCCCCAGCUGGGCUGAACACGAGCCUGCUGCAGGUGCACGUGCGCAGCCGCGGUACGUACCUGCGCUGCAGCACCACCUGGGUGCUGCCGGCCGCGGCGGCACGUGCUGGGGAUGGGCCGGCCGCGGCGGCGGCAGCGGCGGCGGAGGGGCCCGGCUGUCAGCCGCAGGUGGCGGAGGUGGAGCUGCAGGAGCCGCACCUGCAGCCCGGAGUCGCCAUGCUGGACGUGCGCUGGCGUGGAGUGCCGUGCGCGGCGGUGCCGCUGGUGCUGACGUCAGACCCUGAGCUGGCGCGCGAGCUGGCGGUGGCGGCGGCCGCCUGGCCUCGCUCCGCCGAGGAGCUGGAUGCGCUGCUGCUAGACUUCGGCACCUGGGAAUUCUACGUAACAGACACGAACGCCAUGGCGGCGGCGGCCGAGGCGGCGGCGGCCGAGGCGCCUCUGCCGCGCAUGCCGCCGCUGGCGCCGCUGGUGGUGCCGCUGGGCCGGCACCUGCUGGGCUACGCGACGGCGGCGGGCUGGCGGCGUGUGGCGGCGCGGCUGCGCGCAGACCUGUCGUGGAUGGGGUUGGACGAGGCCGCGGGGGUGGAGGUGGAGGUGGCAGCGCCAGCGGAGCGGCCUGCGGCCGCAGCGCAGAAGCUCGGCGUGGCGCCGGCGGCUGCCUCCGCGCCUGGCCCGGCGGAGACGGGCGCGGUGCUGCCAUGUGCAGACGUGUCGCCUGGCGCCGACACGGAGGCGGGCGCGCAGCCGCCAGGCGAGGCCGCGGGCGCGGCUGCAGCGGACAGCGGCAGCGGCAGCAAGCCGGGGCCGCUGUGGCGCCUGGGCCCGCUUCGCCAGGGUCGCAAGGGCGCGGUGGCGGCCGCAGAUGCCGCGUGCGAUGCCGAUGUGGUUCGUGGAAGCGGGAACGACACAGCGACGACGGAUCGUAACACGGGCGCCGGAAGCAGCCGUGAUAACUGGCUGAGCGGCGGCAAGUGCGACGGCGGUCGCAGAGGCGCGGCGGGCGCAGAGGUGGACGUGGAGGAUGAGACCCGGGCCUUCCAUAGGUUCGCGGACGAGGUAGCGCUGCAGCAGGGCCACAUGCGGUAUUUCGACGUGGCGUGUAUGCUGCUGCUGGGCCUACGCGUCCUGGCCGAGGCAGCCGCCCCCUACAUCACCACCACCACCACCACCACCACCACUGCCGCGGGCUCUGUGUUGCUGGUGCUGGGCGUGUCGACCUUCGCCGGCGUGGUGAGCACCCUGGCGCGGCCGCUGCUAUCGGCGAGCAGCUGGGAGGCACUGGAGCGGCGCUGCCGGCUGCUGCGCUACUACUGCUACGCGGGCGCCAAGGCGAUGGUGUUCUCGGGCAUGGGCUGGCCGCCGGGCGUGUCCGCCUACCUGCUCACCCCCGGCAUGCUGCUGCUGGAGGGCGUGCUGGUGUCGUGGGGCUCGGCGGUCCGGCCACGGGAGGGCAUGCUGGCGCUGCUCGCCAUGAAUCUGGCGUCAUUUGCACAGAUCGCGCAGAAGCUCAGCCGCGAGCGCGGCCGCGAGGCCGCGGUGGCGGAUAGCCUCUUCGUCGUGUUUGCUGACCGAGAUGCGGUCGCUUCUGCGGCGCUAAUUGCCGGUCGCACGCUGCUGUCCGGCGUCGCAACCAACCUCCUGUUCAAUGCCUACGUGCGGAGGUUGUAUAACCAUCGCAAAACGAAUGUCGAAGCCCGUAGCAAAAGGGCCAGCGCCAGCAGCCCAGCGGCGGCGGUGGCAGCGAAGGGGCUCCAGCUGCAGCUGUAAGGCCCGCUGCGUGGUUACUGGCAUCCAACAUGCGAAACGUGAGUGCCUGCCAUGAGACCGAAUGUUGAAUGAGCGUAGGGAAAUGAGUACGGUACGUAUGAGAUGGAAAGGUGCCAACGCUCUUUUACUGGUGUGUCUCGGAGACGAGGCAUGGUACUUUCUUAAGCCACUUACCGUAUUGAACUGCAACGCACAGUGCAACGGGGGGUGGUUGUUUGUGUUGGCGGCGGGUGCAAGUUUGGGGUCUCUAUCUGGACAAGGCGCGCCGACACCGCUAGCGCGGUUUGCUGAAACGGUUAUGAGGUUGAGGUAGGGAGCAGGUUGACUCCUUUGCAUGCUACAUUGCGUACUGGAGCGCCUUGCGGCUGCAUUGUCACUGCACAGCAGAUAUAUGCACCCAGCAAUGGCACACAGGGGGUAUUUGCAACAAGGAUUGAGACGUGGCGCAUUCAAGCGCACCCCCAAGCAUCGCUCUCAACUAACGAUCCUGUGGAAGCUGGUGCAAAGUAUCACUGUUUGCGAUGCGUGCGUGCGGCGCAUAGCUAUAGCCGAUGGUUGGAUGUGCAAGUGAGUUGUAGAUCCCGUUGUGGUGUUGUGUUAGCAUCGGAUCAGGGGCUGCGGAUUCCACUUUCCUUGAGAAAUGUAUGUUUGGGGACUCAGCCCCUGGUUUGCAGCGCAGUCACAGGGGGGUUGGCCGGGGCCCAGCGGCAGCGGUGCGGGUUGGUCCAUAUGAGUGGGGGGGGAGGGCGGGCAAGGUCACGUGGAGGAGGACAGCGAGGAGGGUGGGAAUUUUGGGGAUUGGCUGUUUUUGCGUGGUUGGGACUACCCGUUUCCAAGCACUGUUGCAGUUCCCUAGCGGGCCGGCCCAGCACUGCUGGAUGCCUGGGCGGGACAACCGGAUGGCUCGGCGGGGACUGUUGGAUGGCCCGGUCGGGCCGACCCGGGAAUGCUGGAUGGCCCGGCGGGGACUGCUGGAUGGCUGGGUCGGGGUCACCCCAGCACUGUUGAAUGGCUCUGCACGUAACACGCGGCGUGCUGUUAUGACUGCACCGCGGACCAGGGAGGAGCGUGGGGGUAUGCCAUGGGUAUUGCAGGGGUAGGCCGCUUUGAACUGCGUGUUUUUGUGCUUCCCAUGUCAUGUCCUCAGAAUUGAACACCUUCGCUACGCCUUAGUAUCAAUACUAUAAUGAGCUAUGUUCACGCUACAGCGGCCGUUUAUAGCUAAACGCUAAACCCCGAAACGAUGUCUCUGCGGAAGACAUCCAGCGUUCGCUUUUGUUUACCCCGAUGAAUUGUGCACAUGUAAUAGGUUGUGUUC